AUGAAAACAAGCAGGAGGUUGGGAAAUGGGAAACCGAGAAGAGGGGGGCGUACUUCUAAAACCCAUAAAUUCAAAUCAGCAUCACCGACCCCUCGAGAUCAAGAUCUACUGCACCAUUCAAGAAGUAUUUUUGCUCGAGAUAACAAACUAUCGUCAUUGUUUUCAUCGCAAACUGAAAGCACCCCUGAUCCAAGCACGCGGAGGAAUAACCAACUUCCUGAUGCAGAUGAAGAUGAACGGCUUUUUGAGCGAGAUAGUUCGCCACCUCUUGACAUCAGAAGGAAAAGGAGACUGAUAACACCACCAAGUCAAUUUCAAGACCGUUUAGCAAAUGAUUUGAGGGACUCGCCGCCUGGUGACCUAUCUAAUGACUUUUUCAACAUCCUGAAACCAAAAAACACUUCAAAAAUAAGGAAGCUGCUGAAGAACUCCCAAUCACACAAAACGUCGCGAGAGAGAUUAAAGAGUCAGCUAAAAUCGCCAUUAAAAGGACACAAUGAGGUGUUGACUGAUAGGAAUGUACAUAGGGAACCCAGUCAGAGUGCUAGGAGGAUGUCAUACAAUAGUCGAGGGAGAAGAGUGAGCUCGAUAGGUAAUGGUUUUGAAGGAGAACCGCACCAUGAUGUUCCAGUUUCAGAAUACUAUAAACAUCUUGACAAAUCAAUUUCCGCAUCUGAUAGAAUGCGACAGCUCUUGAUUUGGAAUUUAAAAGCUGAGCUAGAUAAAGAGGAAAAUCAUUUGAGGAGCAGACAGGACCAAAUGUCGACUGAAAAGCAUACAGUCAAUAAUAUUGCCAAAACCAUCAAUGAUGAAUUGAUUCAGCUGUUGAAGGAUUAUGCAAUAUCAACAGAUUGGAAUGAAGGUAGCCUGCACAAGACUGAUUCAGUUCUUUUGCCAAAUCCUAAAAAUAAGACAAAUUUGGAGAAUAUUAAAAAGUAUUCUUCGGAAUUAAAUGCACUAAAGAGGGAGAAGCAAGAAUGGGAAUUGGUGUAUCAGCGUUUAACGUCUCUCAUAGACACUGUAGCUAGCCCGAAAGAGACAGACGCUUUUGCUGCCAAUUUCGAGAAUCCGAAUAUUCAGAGUGAAUUUUCUUUAGAUCCUAACUUUGUCAAUGUUGAACGAAAUUAUCUAGACAUUCACGAAAACUUGACAAAAGUGGAAACAGAUAUUGACCUGCUAUAUUUUUCGGCCCGUCAAAUGGAGCAAUUAACUGAAAACAUCGACAGCAAGGGUAAAGAGAAAUUGAGGAAAGACAUUUCCAGUUUGUUGACAAUUUCGUUACCCAAGUCUCAGCCAAACCAAAAACCGUCAGACUCCAAGGACAUUCUACGAGCUAUUUGCCUCCGUGCGAAUACAAAGAGAUAA
Lodderomyces orthopsilosis Co 90-125 is the source of this 1365-nucleotide messenger RNA. RefSeq lists its product as uncharacterized. Lineage: Eukaryota; Fungi; Ascomycota; Pichiomycetes; Serinales; Debaryomycetaceae. The transcript has a single exon. Gene Ontology annotation, biological process: cell division; mitotic sister chromatid segregation. The record is from RefSeq and is a predicted model, not a curated record. Gene Ontology annotation, cellular component: MIS12/MIND type complex. Bases 1 to 1365 code for a protein of 454 amino acids.